Perognathus longimembris pacificus (Pacific pocket mouse) is the source of this 2083-nucleotide messenger RNA. It is a transcript of the gene Col26a1, whose product is annotated as collagen type XXVI alpha 1 chain. Gene Ontology annotation, molecular function: protein binding. The coding region runs from base 136 to 1377 and encodes 413 amino acids. The transcript has 12 exons. NCBI's taxonomy places the organism in Eukaryota, Metazoa, Chordata, Mammalia, Rodentia, Heteromyidae. The record is from RefSeq and is a predicted model, not a curated record.
CGGAGCGCGCGCCCGCUCCCCGCGGACCCGGGCUCGAUCCUCUGCUCUCGGCAGGCCGGGGUCGCGGGCUCGGUCCGGGCCACCCGUGCGCUCCGGACCCCCGGGACCCCCGGUCCUCGCGCCCGGCGGCGCAAGAUGAAGCUGGCCCUGCUCUUGCCCUGGGCGUGCGGCUGCCUAUGGGGGUCGGCGCUGGCCACCGGCUUCCUCUACCCGUUCCCGGCCGCCGCGCUGCCGCAGCACGGCUACCCCGAGCCUGCCGCGGGCUCCCCGGGCGGGGCGUAUGCGAGCCGCCGGCACUGGUGCCAUCACACAGUGACCCGGACGGUGUCCUGCCAGGUGCAGAACGGCUCGGAGACGGUGGUCCAGCGCGUGUACCAGAGCUGCCGGUGGCCAGGGCCCUGUGCCAACCUCGUGAGGACCCUCAUCCGACCCACGUACAGGACGUCCUACCGCACGGUGACAGCGCUGGAGUGGCGGUGCUGCCCCGGGUUUACGGGGAUCAACUGCGAGGAGGAAUGUAUGAACUGCACCCGGCUCAGUGACAUGAGUGAACGACUGACCACACUGGAGGCCAAGGUCCUCCUGCUGGAGGCCCCUGUGCAGCCCCUGAGCCCAGACAAUGACCUGCCAGCCCCACACGGCACCCCUGGAGCGCCGCCCUGGAGCGAGGACUUCCUGCCGGAUGCCAUCCCGCUCGCCCACCCGGGGCCGCCGCGGAGGAGAAGGCCCACGGGCCCUGAGGGGCCCCCCGGGCCUGCAGGACCCCCAGGCUCCAAAGGUGACCGGGGCCAGACAGGAGAAAAGGGCCCCGUGGGGCCUCCUGGGCUCUUAGGACCACCGGGGCCUCGAGGGCUUCCAGGAGAGAUGGGGCGCCCUGGUCCCCCAGGGCCCCCCGGCCCAGCAGGCAGCCCCGGGGUCCUGCCCAGCAGCCCCCAAGGCGCCCUCUACUCCCUUCAGCCCCCCACGGACAAAGACAACGGGGACUCGCAGCUGGUGCCUGCCGUCGUGGACACGGUGCUGGCCGGCAUCCCAGGGCCGCGCGGGCCCCCGGGCCCCCCGGGUCCCCCAGGCCCCCCAGGAGCACCGGGCCAGCAGGGGGAGCCCAGCGUGAAGGCCGAUAAAGGAGACAAGGGCACUGCAGAGGGCGAGGGCGUGCAGCAGCUUCGGGAAGCGCUGAAGAUCCUGGCAGAGCGUGUCCUCAUCCUGGAGCACAUGAUUGGCAUCCACGACCCCCUGGCCUCCCCGGAAGGCGGCUCUGGCCAGGACACUGCGCUGAGGGCCAACCUGAAGAUGAAGCGGGGUGGCGCCCGGCCUGACCCCCUGGCCGCGCUGCUGGGCCCCGACCCUGUGCCCGGGAGCACUCGGGGCCGGCAGUGAGAGCCCAGUAGGGACCCCGGGGCCUGCGAGUGCCACAGGCGCCACACCUGUGGGGAGCCGGGGGACAGACACGGCCCUGGGCAGGCCUGGCACGGCCUGUGUCCCCCACUCCCGCUGGAACCCGGGGAGCGGGGAUGCCCGGUGGCCCCCCUUAUAUUGCCAUUUAACCCCUCGGCGGAGGGCUUGCUGUGCAGCUUCCUGGGCGUCCUGAACGGCAGCCCAGGGCAGGGUUCGAGUCAGACCUCUUAGUUGCCAAGGUGGGGGGCGCUGCCGGUGUCCCCUCCAUGAGUCACACGGAGGCCAGGACGGCGCCCCAGGCAGGCAGGGCGCAGGUCCGUCCUGCGCAGUGGACGCUUGGGGUCCGCCGGGCCCUGGUCCCCACCCUCAGAGCCAGAGGUCCAUUUCCAAAGCUGGAGCCUCCCCAAAUAAACCACUGACCCCGGGCAGGAGGGGCUUGAGGGACUCUGGGCUGGAAGGCCUGGCACGGAGGCCCCUGCAGGCGGCCCCCCGACAGGGCCCAGGAGGGGGCGCCUCCAGCCCCCUCCCCACCCCACAUGCCCUGGUGCUGCCUCCUCGCGUCGGGCCUGGGGUCUCGGGGCGGAAGGUGCUGAGGCUCCCCGCCCAGCCGGCCCGGCUCCUUCUGGCCUCGCUGGCCGCCCAGCCCGAGGCCUGGCGCCGACUCACUGUAUCCGACAAUAAAGGUGCU